Molecule: messenger RNA, 4335 nt
Organism: Equus quagga
Lineage: Eukaryota; Metazoa; Chordata; Mammalia; Perissodactyla; Equidae
Gene: MOXD1
Product: monooxygenase DBH like 1
Exons: 12
Coding region: 53-1900 (615 amino acids)
Biological process (GO): norepinephrine biosynthetic process; dopamine catabolic process; octopamine biosynthetic process
Cellular component (GO): secretory granule membrane
Molecular function (GO): dopamine beta-monooxygenase activity; copper ion binding
Source: RefSeq, a predicted model, not a curated record
CCGCCCCGCGCCAGUCGGCGGGAGCCCAGGUGCCGGGCGGCAGCGCCCGAGGAUGCGCGCCGGGCCGCUGCUGCUGCUGGGGGCGCUGCUGGGCGGCGCGGCGGCGGGGGGCUCGGGCCGGCCCCUGCCGCACCGCACGCUCCUCGACCCCGACGGCGGGUACUGGCUGAGCUGGGGCCCGCGGGGCGGCCGGCUCGCCUUCCGCCUCGAGGUGCGCACCGCUGGCUACGUGGGCUUCGGCUUCUCGCCCACCGGGGCCAUGGCCGCGGCCGACAUCGUCGUCGGCGGGGUGGCCCACGGGCGGCCCUACCUGCAGGAUUAUUUUACAAAUGCAAACAGAGAGUUGAAAAAAGACACUCAGCAAGAUUACCACCUAGAAUAUGCCAUGGAAAAUAGUACACACACAGUAAUUGAAUUUACCAGAGAGCUGCAUACGUGUGACGUCAACGACAGAACUCUGACGGAGAGCACCGUGAGGGUGAUCUGGGCCUACCACCACGAAGACGUGGGAGAGGGCGGCCCCAAGUACCACGGCUCCAACCGUGGCACCAGGAGUCUGCGCUUAUUGAAUCCUGAGAAAACCAACGUGUUGUCUGCAGCCACUCCAUACUUUGAUCUGGUAAACCAGGACGUCCCCAUCCCAACCAAAGGUACAACAUAUUGGUGCCAAAUGUUUAAGAUUCCUGUGUUCCAGGAAAAGCAUCAUGUCAUAAAGGUUGAGCCGGUGAUUCAGAGAGGCCACGAGAGUCUGGUCCAUCACAUCUUGCUCUAUCAGUGCGGCAGCAGCUUUAACGACAGCGUCCUGGACUACGGCCAUGAGUGCUACCACCCGAACAUGCCCGAUGCGUUCCUCACCUGCGAGACUGUCAUGUUUGCCUGGGCCAUUGGCGGAGAGGGUUUUUCCUUUCCACCUCAUGUUGGAUUAUCCCUCGGCACUCCGUUAGAUCCUCAUUAUGUGCUCCUGGAAGUCCAUUAUGACAAUCCGACAUAUAAGGAAGGCUUAAUAGAUAAUUCUGGACUGAGGAUAUUUCAUACGACAGAAAUAAGGAAAUACGAUGCGGGGGCGAUUGAGGCUGGCCUGUGGGUUAGCCUCUUCCACACCAUCCCUCCCGGGAUGCCCGAGUUCCGCUCCGAGGGCCACUGCACGCUGGAGUGCCUGCAGGAGGCUCUGGAAGCUGAAAAGCCAAGUGGGAUCCACGUGUUUGCUGUUCUUCUCCACGCUCACCUGGCUGGCAGAGGCAUCAGGCUGCGUCAUUUUCGCAAAGGGGAAGAAAUGAGAUUACUUGCUUACGAUGACGAUUUCGACUUCAAUUUCCAGGAGUUCCAGUAUCUAAAGGAAGAACAAACAAUCUUACCCGGAGAUAAUCUAAUUACUGAGUGUCGCUACAACACAAAAGAUAGAGGCCGGAUGACUUGGGGAGGAUUAAGCACCAGGAAUGAAAUGUGUCUCUCGUAUCUUCUUUAUUACCCAAGAAUUAAUCUUACUCGAUGUGCAAGUAUUCCAGACAUUAUGGAGCAGCUUCAGUUCAUCGGUGUUAAGGAGAUCUACAGGCCGGUCACGACCUGGCCUUUCAUUAUCAAAAGCCCCAAGCAGUAUAGAAACCUUUCUUUCAUGGAUGCAAUGAAUAAGUUUAAAUGGACUAAAAAGGAAGGUCUCUCCUUCAAUAAGCUGGUCCUUAGCCUGCCGGUGAACGUGAGAUGCUCCAAGACGGACAACGCGGAGUGGUCGAUUCAAGGGAUGACAGCGUUGCCUCCAGACAUAGAAAGACCCUACAAAGCAGAGCCUUUGGUGUGUGGCACCUCUCGGUCCUCUUCUCUGCGCAGAAAUGUCUCUCUCAAGCUCCUUGUGGGCCUCACGGCCCUCGGCAGCACGCCCAGCAGCUGGCGCUGGUGGUCGUAAUUCUGCUGUGCUGGUGACAGUGUUUUGUGUGAUCUCACCUGUCACUUACCCUUCGGGUUAGAGACACUUAGCUCCUGAAGAGAGAGUGUGAAGAGCGUGGAGACCUGCCCUUCAUACAUUCCCGUCCGCCCCUCCUCCCUCUUUCCCAGGUCGCCUGAGGGAUGUCAGUCGGGUUCUCUUCUUUUCCUCAGAAAUGUCUGAUAGCACAUGUCGAUGGCAGGUAAAGCAAAACUGGCCUGACUUUAUAGAACCUUUUUCAAAAAACUGGACAACAUGGAAGUAAAAGAAUUCUUUAUUUCCUUCUGUAUUCCAUUUUAUUUAAAUACUCAUUGUUGCUAAUUUACUUUUUAAUUUUUGAUUUGGUUUUCUAUAUUCCUUUAAAAAAUGCCUUCAUCUUAAAAAUAUAAGGAAGGAAGUACCCUCCAUUCCAGGUUUCUUCCUUUCCUCAUUCCUUGGGUGCGACUUCCCACGCGUGACCAUGGUCCUUCCUGCCUUUCACUGUUAUCUGUUCCGUCCUUUCUGUAAAUUACCAUGGGCCCCUUCCCGCGAUGCUUUUCAACCAUGCCCAUUCGAAUCUCCUCGUUUAUCUGAGUCUGUGGGUACCACCAAACUACCUGGAACCCAUCUCAAAAUACUUUCUUUUCUUGUCUGCUCAGCACUGGCCAGGUGAGUUUUUUCUUGAGCUCUGUCAUUUUCUGAAAAGAAGGAAGCCAUGGGAAACAGACAUGGCAUAUAACUGAUUGUGAGCUGAGGAGAAAAUGUAGCUGGCUGCCUACUCUGUGCUGUGAGGGGUCCUUGAUGAGGUUCCAGGUCAGAGGCCAGACCGUGUGAGCCAGCCCAGGAGGGUGUGGGUCCACGCAGUACGCAGCUCCCUGCCCGUGCUGGGUGCCCAUGCUGCGGACUGGCUCAAUUUGAGUCACAGUUGCUAUUGUAGAUUUAUUUUUAUAUUAGUUAAUGAACUAACUUUCCAUAAUAAAAUUGUCACCGAUUGAAAAGCUCAUCACUUCUUUGGUUCUUUAUGUAUAGUUCAACCAAAUCUUGUUUUGUGUCCUUUCUUCAUUUCUUAGGCUGAAUUUGUUUGGAUCAUAUUAAUAAACUAAAUAAAAUUAAAUUUUUGUGUGGUAUCUUGUACCCUCCGUGAGAGAAGAAAAUGAUUCAGUACUGAUGUUUCCAGUCAAAUUAAUAAAGAAUGUUGCAUUUUUCUAUUCUAUUUUUAAGGCCUUUCUCCCCAGCAAACAAUGUCUUCAACACAAACUACAUUGUCUUUUAAAUAAAUAUUGUGUUUUGGAGUGGUUCCUUCUUCAUUCUCAGGAUUUGUCCAUUUAAUGAAAUGUUUGUAAUAUUUAUGAGGCAUAUUUUAUAGUUAACUUUACUUAUUUUUUAUUUCCUAAGUGCUGUAUCAGAUUCUGUGACUUUCUAUCCAAAUAUUUGUAUAAGAAAUAUGAUAAUCCCAACACUUCCUAUUUGAAAUUUCCUGUUGAUUUUGACUUGAGAAUUUCUGAAUCUGAGAUGUCAAAGUAAAGUGAUUUUGGGGGGCAAUUAUGUAAUAUUAUAUUUCUUUCAAUUGUUCUUGGUAAGGAAAGAACCUUACCCAGUACCAGCUAGAAAAGGAUGCACAGCUUUUGGAAGCCUGCAUUUUUGUAGCCAGGGGACUCUACUUUUCCAGUUGAUGUUUCUAAGAAUAAAGCUGACAUUCUUCCUCUCCUAGGAAUUCUCAUAAAUAUAUAAUUUCGAGGCAUUGACUCUUUACUGGAAAUUAUGAUAGGUUAUCUGUUGAAAAUUUGUCAGGAUUCUGACUAUAUUCUCAGUUAGUUUGCAUUGAACAAGAUCUUCCAGAAUAGCCCAGGCUUUCCUUUGCUGCCCUGGAUCAAGUUGCACUCCCUAUUUCCUAGGCUGUCAGAAAGGAGCACCUGAGAGCGAGGGAGCAUGGGGUCUUCAUGUACAGUUGUCCCUGGUUUGAUCCUUAAUGCAGGAGGGUGGGAGAGACACAUGUGAUGAAACCAGUAUUCAUCAAGGCCGUGUGAGGUUCAGGGUAUCUUGGGUGAUCAUCUUCUCUGGAGGGGUCUCAGGCAGGAUUAAGGUGGUCCUGGCAGUGAUAAGAGUGAUGCAGUCAACAGAGGCAGACGUAUUAAAGCUUUGAACCGUAUCUUAACGGCUGUGGAGGACAAUGAUGAGCGGCAAACAGGAGGACAGGUGGAAGCAGUACAUAAGUGCACUGAACAAUUUGCUCAACCAAACUCUUAUUGUUGGACAUACGGGCCAUUUCUAGUUUUUCAAUAUGAUAAACAGUGCUGUGAUCAACAGUCUUAUAGUUAAAACUUUGUCAUAUUUAUAAGUAUUACCUUAUAAUGUUACUGAAAGUGGAAUUACAGAAUUAAUAAUUGUCUGGUUUUGAGAAUUUUGAAUUAAUAAUUAUAAAUUUUUGAGAAUUUUGA